UCUAAAAAUAGACAACAACCUUCUUACUUUGGACGAUUUAAAAUCUAUGUUCCAAACAAUAUUUCAUUGGAUAGUUGGAAAACCACAACCUCCUCAUUACCGGCAGGGCAACUCUCAGUCAUGCAUAUUCUGUAGGGCUUAUUCCACAAACCGCAGUGACUUUGACAUCGUGUGGGAGGAUGAAGUAUUUGUUGCCUUCCGGGACAUUCGUCCAUCGGCACAAGACCACAUUCAACUCAUCCCCAAAACCCACAUUGAAAGUAUCAAGAAACUUUCUCAGAAGGAUGUGAACAUGCUCCGGAGAAUGGAGGAAAUAGGACAUUCCAUCCUUGAUACGUUUAACGUACCGGUUUCAAAGCGGAAGAUGGGCUUCCAUAUACCGCCAUUCAACUCAAUACUUCACCUGCAUCUACAUGUACAAUCAUUGCCAUACAAUUCGCCCAUACAUCGGCUGAAGUAUCCAUUUGUCCGGGGCUUUGGCAGCUAUGAAAAGGGAUUCAGUUGGUUUGCUGAGAUCGGCCAAGCAAUACGGAUUUUGGAGAAAGGCCAUCGUGUCACCGUUACACCAUGCUAAGCAUUGUCAUAUAAAGCGAUGGUUGAAUGAAGAUGACGACCGUCGCUGUCGUGAUGUAUGUCUUUGUCGCAUCCUACUCGAAUUCGUGUCGUACAUCAAACAGGACUAAGCUCUGGAUCGAUCUGGUCACGAGACCAUGUUCUAGAACUUGAAUGGAACCGAACAUGGAGCAACACCGUGACGAUAUGACGUGCCGGAUGCAAGCUCUGAUAGCUUGGCGAUGAGAACGAGCAGGUCGUCUGACCCCCUUCCAUACGGGGCGUAAGGCCAUUUGUCUAUUUCCGCCAUACGGUGGGGAUAUU
Molecule: messenger RNA, 876 nt
Organism: Suillus bovinus
Lineage: Eukaryota; Fungi; Basidiomycota; Agaricomycetes; Boletales; Suillaceae
Product: HIT-like protein
Exons: 6
Coding region: 47-574 (175 amino acids)
Molecular function (GO): catalytic activity
Source: RefSeq, a predicted model, not a curated record